AUGGCAGACUAUGAAAAGAUCGCCAUGGCGGCGAUGGAAGAAUUAGACGGCCACAUGUGCUGGCCCGUGGAGUGGUUCAAAGAGGAGCUGCCAGUGGAAACCAAAGAUGGCUCGGCCAUGGAUGUCGUGGUUGAAAAAAUCAUCAACCAGUCCAACAAGAUUCCGAAGCUGAUGGACCCGUACGUGAAGGGGCAAGUGCAGGAGCCCCUGGAGAUCCCGAAGCCGGACACGCCAGCCAAGCUGAACAUCCUCGCCUUCUCCGACCACUCCGGCUACUGCAAGAACUUCUUUGCAAAUGCACCCGAGGGACGGAUAAGCAUGAAGAAGGUGGUGGAGAACUACCACUCCCUCACCCAGGAGGAUGUCAAGAAGCUCGUCAACGAGCCCAAGAAGGGCUGGGACAUGGUGGUCUUCACGGCGGGCUGCGACCCACCGAGGAGCAACAGUGUCCCAGAUGUCAUCGAGCAGAACACCGUGAUCUCCAGACUCUACUUCUGGCUCUCCUAUGAGCUGCAGAGAGCUGAGACCAACACCAGGAUCUUCUGUCUCGUGCGUGGGCUCUUCCACGAAGACAAGAAGACUCACAUGAAGGCUGGUCUGGGCCUCUGCGUCUCGGGCACCUUGUUCGGCAUGUGCAACACCCUUCGCCAGGAGCUGGAGUAUUGCGACAUCCACUUUUGCGACACUGAGUACUUCCUCCCGGACGACAGCGAUGUUUGGGCCCGGGUGGCUGCCGAAGCCUUCCGGGACACAACUUUUGGAACGGUGGAUGUCCGGAUCCUCUCCUCCGGCCGGUACGUGCAGAGACGUGUGUCCUCCAAGGUCUACCAGGCAGCGAACAAGGCAUUCCCCAUGCCCAGCGACGGCAUCAUCGCCAUCUCUGGAGGAAACGGCGCUCUCGGACUUGUGAUGGGCAACUGGCUGCUGGACAAGGCUGCAGAACAGGGAGUCGGUGGCUUUGAGAUCAAGUUCCUGUCUCGAUCGAUGAAGAUCUCUGAUUUGAACAUGCCGCUGUGGAAAGACAUUGAGGCCAAAGCUGCGAAGCUGGGCAUCACUGUCGGGCAAGGCAAGAUGGACAUGUCCUCGCAAGAGGGCUGUAACAGUUUCAUCGCGUCCUGCAACGGCAUGCUGAAGGGCUUCAUCCACUCCGCAGGCGUUCUGCAAGACUCCAUGCUCAUGAACCUGACGUGGGAGAAGUUCGAGACCGUCUACCAGUCCAAGCACCACGCAGCUUUGUUCCUGCACCAGGCGAUCGAGCUCAAUCCGCAGAAGGAUCUGCGAUUCCUAUGGAACUUCUCCUCCAC
This is a messenger RNA of Symbiodinium necroappetens, 1304 nucleotides long. Lineage: Eukaryota; Dinophyceae; Suessiales; Symbiodiniaceae. The record is from the annotation of a GenBank genome assembly.